Messenger RNA from Alternaria viburni, 837 nucleotides. RefSeq lists its product as uncharacterized. Bases 1 to 837 code for a protein of 278 amino acids. The transcript is spliced from 2 exons. The record is from RefSeq and is a predicted model, not a curated record. Lineage: Eukaryota; Fungi; Ascomycota; Dothideomycetes; Pleosporales; Pleosporaceae.
AUGGCUAUCGUUAUUCCACCUCCUAGUAAUCUCCAGCCGCAAUCUGCACUCCUCCAAUUGCCAGCAGAGAUCAAACACAUCAUAUUUGGAUUGUGUUUCGUUGCCGACCGCCCCGUAAUCGACCCCCGAAUCGAUGGUUCCAAAACGCGAGAUGACAAUGCCGUUCGUACGACACCAGGCGCUGCUCUGCUUCAGACAUGCCGUAGAACCUACCACGAGAUCGACCGCCGUCCACUCUUCGCGCAGAACACCUUCCGCUUCUCAAAUCUGACCGGGAUGCGGGCUUUCCUACAUGCGCUUCCUGUGGAAUACAGAACGCGCAUCCAAGACAUCGAGAUUGACUUGCGAGAGUUGAACUCCGAUCGCCCUCACAUUGCGCGUGAGUGGCUGCAGUACGUUGCGCUAGCAAAGAAUGGAGGCUUGAAUUCAUUGCGCGCUGACGCAGCCGGUCUACGGUGCCUGCGGAUCAACCUAGAGGCAUGGCCAGUUAGCAAGGCAAUGGAACGAAACCUGCCAUGGUCGCCAGUUCAUUUUGUUGGUGGAGAUGACGUUGGAACCCACGACUUGCUUACUCGAAUGAACAAGUGUGUCACCAAAACCGGCAGCGACAACGCCGUCAAGUGGCAGCGACAAAACGGCAGAUUACAACUCGAAGUAAUCUCCAAGCCGGGUUUACACGAAAGCGUUGCCGCACAAGGUUUACGAGCUCCGCAGAACGAGGACUGCGCAAGAUUCUUGCCACCGAGCGGAGAAUGUUCCUUCUUUGCCUGCGAGAAUCGCCACUCCUAUGGAACAGAACCCGUCGAUAAGGAACUCAGUCCCAAUGCCGCCGGAUGA